Molecule: messenger RNA, 4095 nt
Organism: Rattus rattus (black rat)
Lineage: Eukaryota; Metazoa; Chordata; Mammalia; Rodentia; Muridae
Gene: Aff1
Product: AF4/FMR2 family member 1
Exons: 21
Coding region: 143-3814 (1223 amino acids)
Biological process (GO): regulation of gene expression
Cellular component (GO): nucleus; super elongation complex
Source: RefSeq, a predicted model, not a curated record
UGCACCCUCGGAUUCCCGCAGCUCUAGAGCCGAAUCCGCGUCCCUGCAUCUCAACAGGUCAAGGGAGGUGACGAGGACGUCCCAGCAAGGACUGGAGGACCAAAGGAGCCGGAAGAUGAACACCUUCCACUGACCAGCAGCAAUGGCUUUUAAGGACAGCAGCAGCAGCAGCUUGUACAAUGAAGACAGAAACCUGCUUCGAAUCAGAGAGAAGGAAAGGCGCAACCAAGAGGCCCACCAGGAGAAAGAGGCGUUCCCCGAGAAGGCCCCACUGUUUGCAGAGCCCUACAAGACCGCGAAAGGCGAUGAGCUGUCGAGUCGCAUACAGACCAUGCUAGGUGACUAUGAAGAGAUGAAGGAGUUCCUGAGCAGCAAGUCCCACCCUCACCGCCUGGACGGCUCUGAGGACAGGCCGGGGAAGCCCAGAUACCCCUCGUGUCACGACCGGGGGAUCGGCGCAUCCGGCUCCUUCCGCACACAUGUCUACCACCAGCCUACCCACACUUCUGCUCCCGGAUCACUUUCUGUCAGCAACGUCAGCCAAAGUCCAAAGAUGGCACAGCCCAGGAUGGAGCCGGUGCCAAGUCUCCAUGCCAAAAUCUACGGUGCGCCCGAUGGCCCCCGUCCGGCUCAAGAUCGCCUCAGUCAGGGGCAUUGUUCCAGAAAGUGUGACCGAAGAGCCCAGGGAGACUCGGAGAGGAAGCUCUCGCCCUUCCUCUCCUCCUUGCCGUCCCCCGUGGCCCCACUCUCACCUGCACAUUCCAGGCCGCAGGCAACCAGCAAGGCUCAGGGCGGCGGAACUGGCACUCAGAGCUGCUAUGCCUCCAAGCCUUCCAAGGACCCGGUGGUGAAGGCCCAAGAGAAGGAGACUCCUCUCGACAGCCUGGUGGCAGUUACCAGCCUUGGAGCAGCCCCUCCUCAGCCACCUUGCCAAACAUUUCCACCACCUCCCCUCCCCUCAAAAAGCGUCGCAAUGCAGCAGAAGCCCACGGCGUACGUCCGUCCCAUGGAUGGUCAGGACCAGGCUCCUAGCGAGUCCCCUGAGCUGAAGCCGCCGCUGGAGGACUUUGGUCAGCAAAGCUUUGAGAAACCGGACCUUAAAGUGCCUGCCAAAGCCAAGCUCGCUAGACUAAGGAUGCCCUCGCAGACGGUAGAGCAGCCGUACUCCAAUGAAGUCCACUGUGUUGAAGAGAUUCUGAAGGAAAUGACCCACUCGUGGCCGUCUCCUCUGACUGCCAUACACACACCCAGUACAGCCGAGCCGUCCAGAUUUCCUUUCCCUACAAAGGAUCCUCUGCACAUCAGUUCUGCAACCCAAAGCCAAAAACAAUACGAUGCACCUUCAAAAACCCACCCCAAUCCCCAGCAAGGAACAUCCAUGCUCGAGGAUGACCUGCAGCUCAGUGACAGCGAGGAAAGCGACGUGGAGCAAGCCGUGGAGAAGCCUCCGUCCCCACCUGCACCUCCAAGUGCUCCGCAGACGAUUCCCGAGCCCGUGGCCUCAGCACAUUCCAGUAGUGCAGAGUCAGAGAGCAGCGAGUCAGACAGUUCCUCCGACUCUGAGAGCGAGAGCAGCUCCAGCGACAGCGAGGAGAACGAGCCCCUGGAAACACAGGCUCCCGAGCCUGAGCCUCCAACAACAAACAAAUGGCAGCUGGACAACUGGUUGACCAAAGUCAACCAACCAUCAGUGCCCCUAGAGGGCCGGGGGAGCACAGAGUCUCCACGAUGUCGCCAGGAAAGUAAGGGUGGCGGUGAGGGCAGCAGUGACCAGCAGCAUCCUGAUUCCAAAGACCCUCCCCCGAAGAGUUCCAGCAAAGCUCUCCGGGGUCCCUCUGAGGGGCCGCAGCCCGGGAAGAGGAGCUGUCCGAAGUCCCCUGCUCAACAGGAAACCCCCCCACCUCGGCAAACUGUGGGCAGUAAACAACCCAGAAAACCCACCAAGGGCUCCACCCAGGCAGAGCAGCCCCAGGCCAGCUCUCGGGUAGAGGGUGAAGCAGGACCUGUAGCCUAUGGCUCAAAGGAGCAGACAUCCAAAGACAAACCCAAGGUGAAGACGAAAGGCAGGCCCCGUGCUGUGGGCAGUCGGGAGCCUAAACCUGAGGUCCCCGUACCUGUGCCUCAGGUAGCCGUGCCCAAGCCGCAGCCACCUGCGCCCACCCCCAGCGAGAAGAGGAAACAUAAGAGUUCCACAGCCCCCUCCAAGGCACUCUCAGGCCCUCAGCCAACCAAGGACAGUGCUGGGGACAGGAACCAGGAGCACCCUGCCCUUGUCUCCUUGACUCAGAGCCAGGGUCCACCCAACAGCGGCAAGGGCAGCGGUGGUGGCAGGACUAGUGGUUGCCGGCAGGCCGUGAUCACCCAGGAGGACAGCUGUAGAGACAAGCUCCUGUUGCCUUUGAGAGACACCAAACUGCUCUCGCCGCUCAGGGACUCUCCACCACCGACAAGCUUGGUGGUGAAGAUAACCUUAGACCUUCUCACAAGGGUUCCGCAGCCACCGGGGAAGGGGGGCCGCCCUAGGAAGUCAGAGCACAAGCAGCUGCCAGCAGGGAAGAAGCAGGACUCGGAGGCAAGGGGCUGCGACAGUUCCAGCCGAGUCACCAAGAAGAGAAAGACUGAGCCGGAGAAAGAGCACAGUCACAAGAGGCUCCGACUGGAUAAGUCGCAGACGUCCUCAUCCUCGUCUUCCCACGCAGAGUCUUCCAAGUCAAAGACACCCAGGCCCUCCUCAGAGUGCUCAAGAAAGGAAAUGCUUCCUCCUCCGCCGGUGGUGCCCUCAUCCUCGUCGUCUUCCUCGUCCUCGCAGAAGCCAAGCAAACCUGCACACAAGAGGCCCAGGCCAGAUGCAGACAUUGGUAGCCAGGACCCUCCCAGAAGUUCCGGCAGCGCGAAGAGCAGCUGUACAGACUCUUCAGUUCCGAAGCACAGAAAAGUACAGGCCCGGGACUCUGAACACAAAGGAUCUUCUGGAGAUGCUGCGAAUCCUUUUCCAGUGCCUUCUUUGCCAAAUGGUAACGCUAAGCCAGGAAAGCCACAGGUGAAAUCUGAGAGACAACAAGCUGACUUUCACAUGAAGGAGGCUAAAAAGCUGAAGUGCAAGGCGGAGGCAAUGGUGGACAAGGCUGGAAAAGCCUUCAAGUAUUUGGAAGCCGUCCUGUCUUUUAUUGAGUGUGGAAUGGCCACCGAGUCAGAGAGCUCAGCGAAGUCAGCGUACACUGUGUACUCAGAAACCGUAGACCUCAUUAAGUUCGUGAUGUCGCUUAAAUCCUUCUCAGAUAACACAGUGCCAGCACAAGAGAAGAUAUUUGCUGUCUUAUGCUUGCGUUGCCAGUCCCUUUUGAACAUGGCGAUGUUCCGAUGUAAAAAGGACACGGUGAUGAAGUAUUCCCGUACCCUUAGCGAGCACUUCAGGAGUACCUCCAAAGUGGCCCAGGCACCUUCUCCAUGCGUGGCAAGAAGCACAGGCGUUCCGUCCCCCCUCUCCCCAAUGCCUUCUCCUGCCAGCUCUGGUGGAUCCCAGACGAGUGCUGGCAGCAGUAUGGGGGCCGUAGGGGCGACGGCCACUGUCAGCACCCCGGUCACCAUCCAGAACAUGACCUCCUCUUAUGUCACCAUCACGUCCCAUGUCCUUAAGGCCUUUACCCUUUGGGAACAGGCAGAGGCCCUCACAAGGAAGAACAAAGAAUUCUUUGCUCAGCUCAGCACAAAAGUGCGCGUGUUGGCCCUCAACAGCAGCCUGGUGGACCUGGUGCACUACACAAGGCAGAGCCUCCAGCGACUGAGACAAGUACCCCAGACCCCGCUAAUGUAGGCUGGGCCUACUCGAUGCCUUGUGCCUCUCUGCACAGUUGGAAGCCGUGAUCCACUGUAGACAAUUGUCAGAUGGGGAUGUCAGUACUCGAGAAGAGGAGCGCCGUGAGGCCGUGAGACGACCAGGAUGCUCGACCACUUCAACUCACAGGAGCUGUGUGGUCAUUGGCCGGACACUGGUCAGCUCAGCAGUUGCUGGAAAAUGAUCUUGCCUUUCCAAAGGGAAGGACACAAGUGCAAUGGGGCCCAGCUGGCGUACGAAUUGGUCUAGAAACAUUUCUG